Molecule: messenger RNA, 1687 nt
Organism: Chenopodium quinoa (quinoa)
Lineage: Eukaryota; Viridiplantae; Streptophyta; Magnoliopsida; Caryophyllales; Amaranthaceae
Exons: 5
Coding region: 413-1447 (344 amino acids)
Biological process (GO): protein peptidyl-prolyl isomerization
Molecular function (GO): peptidyl-prolyl cis-trans isomerase activity
Source: RefSeq, a predicted model, not a curated record
AACGAGUAACAGAUUUUGGGCCUUUGGACAUUUGGCACCUCUCUUGCUUCCCAUAAUGUGAACAACGAUUAUCUGACGUCCUAAAAUGUAACAACCCCAAAUUCAGUGAAGCAGUGACUGAGAAAUUAGGCAAUUAAAGCAUUGAUCUUCUACCUCCUGCAUUCAAAACAACCUAUCUCGAUUUUCGUUUUUUUUUUUUCCCUUUAAAUCGCCUAAAAUCCGGUAAUAGAGAUUCCCAAGAAAUUUAAAUGCCCAUUAAAUUCCCAAUUUAAUGCAGAAUCUAUUGAGAUAGAGGGUAUCCCCUGUUUUUGGCGUAAAUCAUACCAGAUCAACUUAACUUUUUUGCAACAAAAAUCUAGAACACAAAACCCAAAUUAAUUUCUGGGUUUUUCAAUUGACCCGAAAAUCUCAAAUGGGUCGUCGUUCAAUCGACUCAAACGUGGGUCGUUGGACCUCAAUGGGUCUUCUGUUGCUGGGUUUCUUGGCUUGCACUUUAGCCUAUUUUGUUAUCUCAACUGUGCUAAAACCCAGUAAUCCAAUCUCAAAUUAUGAUGGAUUGGCUAUUGAUGAGAGUCAUGAGAGUGAUGGAGUGAGUUUGGAGAGAGAAAAUGGAGGUGGGUGUUGCCGAGGAAUCCCUAAAUUGGAGCUUUGGGGCACGGCCGUGAAGUGGGGUACCGAACAUAAGUAUAACUCUGAAGAAGAGUGUUGUAAAUCAUGUAAGGCUAUGUGUAGUGGUAAAGAUGGACCUUGUUUGUGUGAUAGUUGGGUGUUUUGCGGUGAUCGUAAUGCUUGUGGGCGGCAAUUUGGUGAGUGUUGGUUGAAGAAGCAGAAGGAUACUUGGGUACCACAGCGUCAAGAUGCAGGAAGCAGAGUAAUGUGGACUUCUGGUCUUGUAUUUGGCAAAGGAGAGGGAAUCAUUGGUCUGGAAACUGAGCAUGGUACCCUUCAUAUAAAACUCUACCCUGAUUCUGCUCCAUAUUCAGUGCAGUACAUUCUUGAAUUACUGACACUUCGCCAUUGUGCUGGCUGCCAAUUUUACCGAGCAGAAGGGCGAGGGGAAUCUUGGGAUCUAAAGGGCAACCAUAUUAAAGAUGCAUCUUUUGGCCCUCCAUAUGCCCUGAUUCAAGGAACACUUGAAGCAGCAGGCAUGCCUUUCCAGACAAUCCCUACUGAAGUAUGUCGAACUGUCAGAAGAGGUGUAGUUGCAUGGGUUGGUUCUGGUCCUGAGUUCUUCAUAAGCUUGGCCAGCCAUGUAGAGUGGAAAAAUUCUUAUACAAUUUUUGGCUCUGUCCUUCCAGAGGAUAUGGAAAUUGCUGAGAAAAUCGCUCAGCUCCCAACGAGGCCUGAUGUGUGGAACAACGUUAACGUUUCUGUCCUAGAAAAACCUAUUCCAAUCUUGGUUCAGAGAAUUAAAUCAAAUCAUGAAGAUAUUUCACAUAAGCUAUAGAAUUUGUCAGAGCUCUUUAAUUUUUAUGUCUAUUCAGCCUUCUCUGUGAUUACCUCCAACAAAUAGUUUUCCUGGCAGUCUAUUCAGUCUGUUUACUUGUACACCAACGAUUAAUUUAUUUGUAGUUAUUUUUUUUUUGGAACAAAAUAUGUUGGCUUGCCUCAUUUGUUUUGAGUUGCCACUAUAUAAGACCUCUUUACGAGGAAGUUCUUUCUUGGAAUUUUAAAAUAUAAUUUUCUU